Messenger RNA from Eptesicus fuscus (big brown bat), 2580 nucleotides. Its product is annotated as maestro heat-like repeat-containing protein family member 7. The coding region runs from base 1 to 2580 and encodes 859 amino acids. The transcript is spliced from 21 exons. Gene Ontology annotation, cellular component: cytoplasm. The record is from RefSeq and is a predicted model, not a curated record. NCBI's taxonomy places the organism in Eukaryota, Metazoa, Chordata, Mammalia, Chiroptera, Vespertilionidae.
AUGUAUACCAGUAAAUGCUUCUCUUUCCCUCUAAACAACUGUGGGAAAGUUGCAGCCUCGCUCCCUUUCUCUUGCUCCCUUGUGUCCGCACUUCAGGCCCCGGAACAUCAGCAAAGGGAAUGGGUGCUUGUCUGUAACACCAUCUACUUAACCUAUAGCAAGAUUAUUUUAGAGAGCAAAGGAGCUAUUUUCGGGCAUUUAGAUGCCAUCCUGGCCUUGAUCCUGCAACAUUACCACAACUGCAUUUUGGAAAAGGAUAAGGACCUGAAGCUGGAUUACCUGAAUGCCCUCAUCAUACUGACAAAAAUCCUGGGCAGCCAGCAGCACGUGUCCUUUCAAUUCAAGUUCCCCCACAAGCUAGCAAUUGUAACCUUCAUGGUGGAUCUGUUUAAGGAGACCAUGCAAUCCCUCCUAAGACUAAUGGAGACACUUAUUGUUGAGAUGCCCACCCGGAUCCAGAACUGCUUGCAGCUUAUGAACCCAUGGCUUAAUUCCCAGAAGGACCAUGAGCGUGAACGGGCCAUGUGGUGUACUGCACGGAUUCUUGGAUUUACGGCAAAAAUGGAGGACUUCAAAAUGGAAAUUGAAUUCACCCGGCUGGGGCGCUUGGUAAAGCUGCUGGCCAUGCGCUGCCAGGACCCAGUGGACAACAUCUGCUUCCUGUCAUCCCAGGCAGUAUACAACCUCUACUGUAUCUUCUCGAAGAAAAAACAGAUGAAGAAGAAAAUGCAGGGCUUGUGGGUAGAAGAGGACAUGAAUGAAGUGUAUAGUGCCAACUUGUUCUAUAACAACACCUUUGAGAUUGCCGAGGCCUUUGCAGAGUACUUCACCCAGACCCAGCUCACCAACCUGGUGCUGACGGCCAUGGAGGAGCUGACUGGCAGCAGGGCUAAGGUGUCUCUGGCUGCAGCCCAGUUGAUGAGUGCUGUCAUGAAAAAGAGGGGCACAGAUUUGACAAAGGUUGAGGAAAUUGUGGCGGGCAUCCUGGAACGGCUCAAAUUGCAGCUGGAGCCCAACACAAAGGAGGAGAUGCUUCGGGCCCUGUGCUUGCUGGCAGGCAACAGCACUGACAGUGUUGUGCCCCUGCUGCUGAACAGGACCCUCCCUUGGGAUAGAACCAUUCUGGCCCUGUGGAAGGUGUUCGGCACCGAGCGAGAGACCACAAUCAACGUCCUGCAGCUGCUGAUAGGCAUCCUGGAAAACCACUCCACAGAGGGAACGAGGGAGAUAGCCCUGCAGCCCGUGGAGGCAGCAUGUGCCUUGUGUGAGAUGCUAUCGGGGUCCCUGUGCCGGGAGGCCAUCCAGGAACUCUACCCCCGGCUAUUGCUGGCUGUGCUAUGUCAUCUCUACUGGGUGAUUGAGCAAAAUGCUUCCCAGAAAAUGGUGGUCUACAGGAAGGAGGGGGGCUCAGGCAAGACUUUUGACCCUACUAGUUGUGCCCUAGAGGUGGUGAAGCUGGUGUUAGCAGCUGCAUAUGAUGGAGUGGUGGUCUAUGCAGAUGAGCAUAAGUGCUGGAAUCUUCUGUCCUGCCCUAAAUUUUACUACAUAGGGAUCAUGGAACUGACAAGCGGCAUUGUGAAGAACUGUGAACCAGUCAUGCUGCACCGAAUUCUGAACCUUGCCAAGAACCUCCUCAACAGCGUAAAUAAUCGUCAGAAGAUCUUGGCCAGGACCAUCUAUGCACAGCUCCUCUGGCAUCGAUCAGUGGCUCAGACUCCGGGGCAAGACUUUGUGGGCAAUCUAAUCAAGUGGAUUAAGGAGCCAAACCUCAUCAUGAAAGAAAUUGGACUCCGUGGAAUCAGUAACCUGGCACUGCACCCAAGACAAUCACAGUCUCUGAAGAGCCUGGUUCCAUUCUUGCGUGACUUCGUAAAGAGUGAGGCGCGAGUGACAGUUCAGGCAGUGAAGGCCCUACGGAACAUCAUCUACCAUGGGCAAGGAGAGGAGGUCAAGGUGGUGUUCUGCAGCAUCUCGAAGCAUCUGCGUCCACUCAUCAAUGAUGAGAGGGACCAGGUGAGGAUCACAGCCAUCUCUGCCCUUGGGCACAUGUUACAUAGAGUCAACCAAUUCAGGCCUGGAUACGCCAUCCAGAAACAUCUGUACAGUUUUUUAGUGCCGCUGCUGCUUAGCUUUCAAGACAACAACACCGAGGUGGUCAAGGCCUGUGGAGCAGCCCUGACUGAGUGGACUAAUGUGAUUGGCUGGUCAUCCUUCACACAGAUGUUUCAACAUACCACCCUCAGUGAUCACAUCCAGGUGUUGGAAGAAACAUGCAAGUACCUGGUGAGCACAUGCAAAAGACAAUUAGUGGGAGAGUUACUGUUUCAGAGCUUCAGCUUCCUGAAGAGCUCGCAGUCCUUCCUACGGACAGCUGCAGUCCAUUUCAUAGGAUUAAUAGCUGAGAAGAUAAACCUGCAUUACAUACAUGAGGAAGAUGUGCAGCUGUUACGAAAUGCUCUUGAAAGUAUGAAGAAUGAUCCUGUGGAAUCUAACCAGAUUUUGGUGAAUACUCUUCUGCAAAAUAUUGAAGAAUAUGUUAAUCCUGCGGACAGCACUACUUCCAUUAUAAGGUAUUGUUAG